AUGGGUUCCGUUUUCCUACCCCAUCUUCGAAGCGGCUGGCACGUCGACCAAGCCAUCCUCAGCGAGGAGGAGCGUCUAGUCGUCAUCCUCUUCGGUCGUGACUCUGAUCCCGACUGCAUGAGAAUGGGAGAAGUCCUUUAUAAGAUCUCUGAACUAGUCCGCAACUUCGCCGUCAUCUACGUCUGUGAUAUCGACCAGGUGCCCGACUUCAACGAGAUGUACGAGCUCUACGAUCCUUGCACCAUCCUCUUCUUCUGGCGCAACAAACACAUGCUCUGCGAUUUCGGCACCGGUAACAACAACAAGCUUAACUGGGUUCUCGAGGAUAAGCAAGAGCUUAUCGACAUCAUCGAGACCAUCUACCGCGGCGCGAAGAAGGGCCGUGGUCUCGUGGUCAGCCCCAAAGAUUACUCCACGCGACAUCGGUAUUAA
Messenger RNA from Scedosporium apiospermum, 432 nucleotides. RefSeq lists its product as uncharacterized. NCBI's taxonomy places the organism in Eukaryota, Fungi, Ascomycota, Sordariomycetes, Microascales, Microascaceae. Bases 1 to 432 code for a protein of 143 amino acids. Gene Ontology annotation, cellular component: spliceosomal complex; U4/U6 x U5 tri-snRNP complex; U5 snRNP. The transcript is spliced from 3 exons. The record is from RefSeq and is a predicted model, not a curated record. Gene Ontology annotation, biological process: mRNA splicing, via spliceosome.